Molecule: messenger RNA, 1098 nt
Organism: Truncatella angustata
Lineage: Eukaryota; Fungi; Ascomycota; Sordariomycetes; Amphisphaeriales; Sporocadaceae
Exons: 1
Coding region: 430-1059 (209 amino acids)
Source: RefSeq, a predicted model, not a curated record
UUCGAUGACAGAUCGUCCAAUUACAUCUGCUGCAUACAGAAUAGCUAAGCUUGUCGGGUAUUUGUUUUCUUCUUAAAGGAUCUACAAAUUAGACUCUAAUCAUUAGACUCCAUAGUCUUAGCCUAAGACGGGGCCGUUUCCACCAUUUGCUUGGCAAAUCCCCUGGAAGAAAAGUACCCGACGCAUGUACCUUGGGCGGUCGCCAAAAAGGACCCGAUGAGCCACUCAAUCGGUACCCGCGACUCCCAAUCGCGAAUUUGUGACAACAUUCAUACAGUUUUCAUCACCGACGCUCCUCUCUGAGUGCCGACACGCAGAUUGAAUGGAAGCUUACACCAACAUAUCACGAAAUUUCACGACUGGCUAACAAUCCAUCUACGUGAUACCUGCGGACAUUGUAGCCAUUCGAUAGGUAGACACCAAAUCGACAUGGCAACUUUCCCUCUGAGCAGGGAUAACAAUCAAUUCUGCGAUUGCCAGAACAUGGGGUCUCUUCUCAUGGACGACAUAGAUCGAGCCUCUGGAGGACUGACCACGGUACCGCCCCCAGCACAACCACAUUCUAUUUCUAUAGACUGCGCGCUGCUUCUUGGUCAUCGUCUCACGCUCCAGUGGGAGCGCAUCAAUGGGUGUUUCAAUGUGGAGGAGCAUCUGGAUCCAGGCGCUCUGCUGACUGUAGCGAAUGCAAUUGAGAGAGUACUGAAACUAUACGAAGUAGGAUUGGAGAGUACAAAGUCCCAUCGGCAGUCUCGUGCGACCUCCCCUUCUGACAAUGCUUCACCAUCAUCGCGAGGAAAUUAUCCUUCGUCUUCACGGUUCCAAGUCACUGCCGUACCGACUUCUCUGGGUGAACUGGAGCUCGACGACGAGGAGGCACGUAUAGUAGCCCAAGAAGCAUUGCGCUACAUGAUUUCCAGGCUAGGUGAGAUGUUGAAGGACAUUGAGGAGGAAGAUAGACAAGUGAGAAUGGAUCCAAGCGGAAGCCAAGUUGAUCUCCUCGGGGAAGUCAAAAGGGCACGGGAGCUGAUGCUAAGACUGCUUGGACGAGUUCCAAGAUGAUAAUACAGGUAAUGCUGCGCCACUUCAUCGUACAGAAUG